Messenger RNA from Clonostachys byssicola, 396 nucleotides. The record is from the annotation of a GenBank genome assembly. Lineage: Eukaryota; Fungi; Ascomycota; Sordariomycetes; Hypocreales; Bionectriaceae.
AUGGCCAAGCCUCCAUCGUCCCGUGGCACCCUGCCUCAGAUCGAUGGCAGACUUGCUUCGGCCAUCCCGCGGCACGAUCCGACAUGGGAGUUUCUUCGGAUGGCUCGUGAGCCCAUUCGUCAACUCGACUUGAGGCUCAAGCUCUCUCCCGGCACCGUCCCUGGCUUGUUCAAUCCGCAUCGUGCUGAGCAUGCAUGCGAUGACAAUCCAGACAGUGGCCUCGGCCACAUGCUUCCCCACGCAGACUCUGCGCCCAAAGCCAAACUGCCCAGCAGGCAACGGCUCGCCCCUCCCACCCUCGGCUGUUGGGAGGAAUCUGUCCGGGUCAAACUCGUCCACAUUGCUGUAGACUCUGCUGUCAUGCGGCAUGGCUCUCGCGCUGGCAUACACGAGUGA